Lathyrus oleraceus (garden pea) is the source of this 861-nucleotide messenger RNA. RefSeq lists its product as uncharacterized. Bases 1 to 861 code for a protein of 286 amino acids. The transcript has 2 exons. The record is from RefSeq and is a predicted model, not a curated record. Lineage: Eukaryota; Viridiplantae; Streptophyta; Magnoliopsida; Fabales; Fabaceae. Gene Ontology annotation, molecular function: nucleic acid binding.
AUGUGUCAAGAUUUGAGGAAAUUGUUUUGGUGGCCUGGUAUAAAGAAAGAGAUUGCGAAAUUUGUGUAUUCGUGUUUGAUUUAUCAGAAACCGAAGAUUGAGCAUCAGAAGUCGUCUGGUUUGUUACAACCGUUAUCUAUUCCUGAAUGGAAAUGGGAUAGUAUUUCUAUGGAUUUUGUUUCUGGUUUACCUAGGACUCCGAGUAAUUGUGAAGCUAUUUGGGUUAUUGUGGACAGGUUGACGAAAUUUGCUCACUUUAUUCCGAUUAAAAUGGAUUAUCCGAUGGAGAGGCUUGCAAAGCUGUAUAUUGAGAAAAUUGUCAGUUUGCAUGGUAUUCCGUCUAGCAUUGUGUCAGAUAGGGAUGUGAGAGAGAAGAUGAAGGUUUCUCAGAGUCGUCAUAAGAGUUACCAUGACAAGAGAAGGAAAGCACUUGAGUUUGAGGUAUAUGAUCAUGUGUUUUUAAGAGUUACUCCGAUAACGGGUGUUGGUCGAGCAUUGAAGUCGUGUAUGUUGACGCCGCGUUUUAUUGGUCCAUAUCAGAUUUCCGAGAAAGUAGGUGAUGUGACUUAUCGGAUUAUGUUGCCGUCGUCACUUGCUAAUCUCCACGAUGUGUUUCACGUGUCUCAAUUGAGGAGAUACAUUGCGGAUCCUUCGCAUGUUAUCCAAUUAGAUGAUGUGCAGGUUAGAGAUAAUUUGACCGUGGAGACAUUACCUAUGCGGAUAAAAGAUAGAGAGGUGAAACAACUCCGUCGUAAAGAGUUUGCUUUGGUGAAAGUCGUUUGGGGAGGACCGGCUGGUGGAAAUGUGACGUGGGAGCUUGAGAGUCAGAUGAGGGAUUCAUAUCCCGAGUUGUUUGCUUGA